Loxodonta africana (African savanna elephant) is the source of this 4539-nucleotide messenger RNA. It is a transcript of the gene ZNF609, whose product is annotated as zinc finger protein 609. The record is from RefSeq and is a predicted model, not a curated record. The coding region runs from base 266 to 4534 and encodes 1422 amino acids. Gene Ontology annotation, biological process: regulation of transcription by RNA polymerase II. NCBI's taxonomy places the organism in Eukaryota, Metazoa, Chordata, Mammalia, Proboscidea, Elephantidae. The transcript is spliced from 10 exons. Gene Ontology annotation, cellular component: nucleus.
AUGCCAACAUAGUCUCAAGUGUCCACCUGAUCCAAGAAGCUCACUCCUCACCAGCAUCCCUCUCCAACCCAUUGUCCAGUCCAAUCCAUGUCUGAGGAGUUGGCUUUGGGAAUGGUUCCUGUCCUGGGUCAACAGAAGCAAUGAUGUUGUCCACUGGGCAUAUACUGACCAUUGUGGCAGGUCUGAGAACAUAGCUGAAGCUGAAAAUAGGAAAGCUGGGGGCAAGGAAGAGCCUUGAAUCUUGAGGUGGGACGUUGACUCUAAGAUGUCCUUGAGCAGUGGAGCCUCCGGAGGGAAAGGAGUGGAUGCAAACCCGGUUGAGACAUACGACAGUGGGGAUGAAUGGGACAUUGGAGUAGGGAAUCUCAUCAUUGACCUGGACGCCGAUCUGGAAAAGGACCAGCAGAAACUGGAAAUGUCAGGCUCAAAGGAGGUGGGGAUACCGGCUCCCAAUGCUGUGGCCACACUACCAGACAAUAUCAAGUUUGUGACCCCAGUGCCAGGUCCUCAAGGGAAGGAAGGCAAAUCGAAAUCCAAAAGGAAUAAGAGUGGCAAAGACACUAGCAAGCCUACUCCAGGGACUUCCUUGUUCACGCCAAGUGAGGGGGCAGCUAGCAAGAAAGAGGUGCAGGGACGCUCAGGAGAUGGUGCCAAUGCAGGAACCCUGGUUGCUGCUAUUGCUCCCAAGGGCUCAGAGAAGGCGGCCAAGGCAUCCCGCAGUAUAGCCGGCUCCAAAAAGGAGAAGGAGAACAGCUCAACUAAGAGCAAGAAGGAGAGAAGCGAAGGAGUGGGGACUUGUUCAGAAAAGGAUCCUGGGGUCCUCCAGCCGGUUCCAUUGGGAGGACGGGGUGGUCAGUAUGAUGGAAGUGCAGGGGUGGAUACAGGAGCUGUGGAGCCACUUGGGAGUAUAGCUAUUGAGCCUGGGGCAGCGCUCAAUCCUUUGGGAGCUAAACCGGAGCCAGAGGAAGGGGAGAAUGAGUGUCGGCCGCUAAAGAAAGUCAAGUCUGAAAAGGUCUUCCCCAAGAGAAAGAACAGAGAAACGGAGAUGGAGUCCCCUGUCUCCACACCAGCGGUGCUGCCGCUGCACCUUUUGGUGCCAGUGGUCAGUAAUGACAUCUCAUCCCCAUGUGAGCAGAUCAUGGUUCGUACCCGGUCAGUUGGGGUCAACACAUGUGAUGUGGCUCUAGCUACGGAACCCGAAUGCCUGGGCCCCUGUGAACCUGGGACCAGCGUCAACCUUGAGGGCAUCGUGUGGCAGGAAACAGAAGAUGGGAUGUUGGUGGUGAAUGUAACAUGGAGGAACAAGACGUAUGUAGGUACACUUCUUGACUGCACACGCCAUGAUUGGGCACCCCCAAGGUUCUGUGACUCCCCCACCAGUGACUUGGAAAUGCGUAAUGGUCGGGGUAGAGGCAAACGAAUGCGUCCUAACAGUAACACACCUGUCAGUGAGACAGCUGCAGCCUCUGACAGCAAAGGGACCGGCACUAGCAGCAAAACCCGGGCGGGAGCCAAUAGUAAAGGCCGUCGGGGUAGCCAAAAUUCUUCAGAGCAUCGCCCACCUGCGAGCAACACCUCUGAGGAUGUCAAGGCCAGCCCUUCCUCAGCUAAUAAACGGAAAAACAAACCCCUUUCAGACAUGGAGCUAAAUUCUAGCUCAGAGGACUCCAAAGGGAGCAAGCGUGUCCGUACAAAUUCCAUGGGCUCAGCCACUGGCCCCCUUCCUGGGACCAAGAUGGAACCCACUGUUCUGGACAGAAAUUGUCCCUCCCCUGUCCUGAUUGACUGUCCCCACCCAAACUGCAACAAGAAGUACAAGCACAUCAAUGGACUUAAGUACCACCAAGCUCAUGCCCAUACAGAUGAUGACAGCAAGCCAGAAGCAGAUGGAGACAGCGAGUAUGGAGAGGAGCCUACUCUCCAUGCAGAACUUGGGAGUUGCAAUGGUGCAUCUGUCUCACAAAAAGGUUCCUUGUCCCCUGCCCGUUCAGCUACCCCCAAAGUUCGGCUCGUAGAGCCCCACAGCCCUUCUCCUUCAAGCAAAUUCAGCACAAAAGGUCUCUGUAAGAAAAAGUUGAGUGGGGAAGGGGACACAGACCUUGGGGCCUUAUCCAAUGAUGGAUCUGAUGACGGACCCUCAGUAAUGGAUGAAACAAGCAAUGAUGCCUUUGAUUCUUUGGAAAGGAAGUGUAUGGAAAAAGAAAAAUGUAAAAAAACCUCUAGUUUGAAACCUGAAAAGAUUCCUUCCAAAAGCUUAAAGUCAGCCCGGCCCAUUGCCCCUGCCAUCCCCCCACAGCAAAUCUACACCUUCCAGACAGCCACCUUCACAGCAGCAAGCCCAGGCUCCUCCUCAGGCUUGACCACCACAGUGGUCCAAGCCAUGCCCAACAGCCCCCAACUCAAACCCAUUCAGCCCAAGCCCACUGUGAUGGGAGAACCUUUCACAGUCAACCCUGCCUUGACUCCAGCCAAGGACAAGAAAAAGAAAGACAAAAAAAAGAAGGAAUCUUCAAAGGAACUUGAAAGUCCCCUGACUCCUGGGAAGGUUUGUCGAGCAGAAGAAGGCAAAAGCCCAUUCAGGGAAUCAUCGGGAGAUGCGAUAAAAAUGGAGGGUCUCCUAAAUGGCUCUUCAGACCCCCACCAGAGCCGACUGGCUAGCAUCAAGGCUGAAGCCGACAAGAUCUACAGCUUCACGGACAAUGCUCCCAGCCCUUCAAUUGGAGGCAGUAGCCGCCUAGAUAGCACUACCCCUACCCAGCCCAUGACUCCCUUACAUGUAGUGACCCAGAAUGGAGCUGAAGCCAGCUCAGUCAAAACCAACAGCCCUGCAUACUCAGACAUCUCAGAUGCUGGGGAGGACGGGGAAGGCAAGAUGGACAGUGUCAAAUCCAAGGACCCUGAACAGUUGGUUAAGGAAGGGGCUAAGAAAACUCUUUUCUCCCCUCAGCCACAGAACAAAGACUCACCAUACUACCAAGGGUUUGAGAGUUACUACUCUCCAAGUUAUGCCCAGUCCAGCCCAGGGGCCCUGAACCCCAGCAGCCAGGCAGGAGUGGAGAGCCAGUCCCUGAAGACGAAAAAGGAUGAGGAACCUGAGACCAUAGAGGGGAAAGUAAAGAACGAUGUCUGCGAGGAUAAGAAACCAGAGCUGAGCAGUUCCAGUCAGCAGCCCUCUGUCAUCCAGCAGCGCCCCAACAUGUACAUGCAGUCUCUGUACUAUAACCAGUAUGCCUACGUGCCCCCCUAUGGCUACAGCGAUCAGAGUUACCACACCCACCUCCUGAGCACAAACACAGCUUACCGGCAGCAAUAUGAAGAACAGCAGAAACGGCAAAGCUUGGAGCAGCAGCAGCGGGGCCUGGACAAAAAGGCAGAGAUGGGCCUGAAGGAGCGGGAGGCAGCACUCAAGGAAGAGUGGAAGCAAAAGCCGUCCAUCCCACCAACUCUCACCAAGGCUCCCAGCCUGACAGACCUGGUGAAGUCAGGACCUGGCAAGGCCAAGGAGCCAGGAGCCGACCCUGCCAAAUCAGUCAUCAUUCCCAAGUUAGAUGACUCCUCAAAACUCCCCAGUCAGGCCCCGGAAGGACUUAAAGUGAAACUGAGUGAAGCCAGCCACCUUGGCAAGGAGGCUUCUGAGGCCAAAACAGGUGCUGAGUGUGGCCGACAGGCAGAGGUGGAUCCAAUACUCUGGUACCGACAGGAGGCAGAGCCCCGGAUGUGGACAUAUGUCUAUCCUGCCAAGUACUCAGACAUCAAGCCAGAGGAUGAGCGGUGGAAAGAGGAGCGGGACCGCAAAUUGAAGGAGGAGAGGAGUCGGAGUAAGGACUCAGUCCCCAAGGAGGAUGGGAAGGAAAGCACAAGUAGUGACUGCAAGCUGCCCCCAGCUGAGGAUUCCCGCCUUGGCAGCAAGGAUCCCCGACCAGGUGUCCACGUGCCUGUGUCCUCACCCCUCACCCAGCACCAGUCCUACAUCCCCUACAUGCACGGCUACUCCUACAGCCAGUCCUACGACCCCAGCCACCCCAGCUACCGGGGCAUGCCUGCUGUGAUGAUGCAGAACUACCCAGGUUCCUACCUGCCUUCCAGCUACUCGUUUUCCCCAUACGGCAGCAAGGUCUCAGGGGGCGAGGAUGCCGACAAGGCACGAGCCAGCCCCAGUGUCAGCUGUAAGUCCAGCUCGGAGUCCAAAGCCCUGGACAUCUUGCAGCAGCAUGCCAGUCACUACAAGAGCAAGUCUCCCACGAUAAGUGAUAAAACUGCUCAGGAGAGAGAUCGGGGAGCCUGUGGGGUGAUUGGGGGUGCUGGCAGCUGUAGCAGCAUCGGGGGAGCAGGCGGGGGUGAAAGGAGCGUAGACCGGCCUCGCACCUCUCCUUCCCAGCGCCUGAUGUCCACACACCACCACCACCACCACCUGGGUUACUCGUUACUCCCGGCACAGUACAACUUACCCUAUGCAGCAGGGCUUUCUUCUACGGCUAUUGUUGCCAGCCAGCAAGGCUCCACUCCCUCACUCUACCCACCCCCCCGGAGGUGAGAAUG